CGCGUUUUAAAUGCGUAGGGAAAAGCAACGUUUGCGAUACUUCACGUGCUCUAUUAUAACGCGCAUUUCAUUGGCUGCCUGGUGUCAGCAAAACUCAUCUCUCGCGACAAAACAGCGGAACUUCCUUCAGGCUUCAGAAUGAGUGUCAGCGUGCGUGGGAUCAGCGUCUCCAACAGGCCCGGGCACUCUUUCUUCCUGAAGGUAGCCUGGAGAGAGCAGCUGGGGAGAGGCUUCACUGUCAUCCUUUCCGACGGUGUCUCUGCCUGGGAUGGCAAAGUAUCUGCGAGUGAUGUCAUCCGGGAGUCAGAGGAGAUGGAGAUACAGAUGGAGAAGUACGUGCAGGACCUUCAGCUUGCACUGACUGAAGAAGGACAGCAGGCCAAGGGCUACACCUUCCACCUGUCCCCUGACUCCGCCCAGUCCGGUGUCCUUCACCUGUCCUACGAGAAGGCGCAGAAGGACAUCUCGUUCAGGCUGGGCUCAGUGGAGCUGCAGCCUGUGGCAGAGCCCUGUGAGGUGAUUAAAGCGCUCAUUAGCCACGGGCUGGAGCGCAGCGGUCAGCUGCAGGCCAGCAGCCUCCACCUGCGGGAGCAGAACCAGCGUCUGAGAGAGGAGCAGGACCACAUGACGGCAGAGAUGGACAGGUACGUCCACGGGAAGGAUAGGCUGGAGAAAGAGCUGUACUCACGCUUCGCCCUGGUCCUGAAUGAAAAGAAGGCCAAGAUCCGGAGCCUGACGGAGAAGAUACAGGAGCUGGAGGAGGACCUGGGGAAAAAAGAGCAGAGGCAGGGGUCUUUGGGGAAGAGGGGGGCCUUGAGAGAAGAGGAAGACGAGGGGGAGACCGGUGCCCCAAUGGACGACGACUACGGGGGAAGCACGGACGAGGAGCAGUCGCAGAGCCCCCCCCGCACUCAGGCCCGAACAGCGCCCCUCAGAGGUCCGGAACUACCUAGCCACAGCCCCAUCGAGGAGAGCUUGACCGACAUCGACGUUGCCCCCUCCCGCAAACGUCGCCAACGCCAUCUUCAAGGCCCGGGGUCAGAGGUCAAGAAAGGGGUUCAAGAGGUCCAGAAGAAAGAAAGCACGGAACCCGCGCGAUCCAAAGCAGAGGCCAAUCGGAAGGCGUCUCGACGGUCAGCUGCCAUCGCCACAACUAGUAAGCCUACAGAGACAGAUGAUCUGUUUGAUGACUUCUAAUCGUGACAAGACCAUCGCUGGGGUAACCAGAUACUACACUACAAUUAUGUAUUUUUUACAAAUAUUAAAUGUGGGAAACAACAAUAAAAAGUGGGGGUUUUUUUGGCGUAAUGAAACCAUUUGGUGUUUUUUUUUUUUUUCUUUUUUUUAAAAAACUGGUACAGGUUACAGUAAUUCAACUCAGUUGUAGACAUUGGAUCUGUAUUCAGCUGCAAUAUAAACUACAGUUAGCUGCUAUAAUCAUGAUUAAGGAGAAGUUCUGUAAUGACAAAGUAUGUGGGGAUAACACAGCAGCGCCAACUAUGUGGGAAUAUGGUUAUGCUAUUAGGUUCUUGUGGGGGCUUGUUCAAAAGAAUUCAUCACAGAGACCUCUAUUUGGAUAUUAAACACAGGUUAGAAGUGAACAGAAAAUGUAAUGGCAAGAUGACCUUUUGUCUGCAUAACUUACAGCAGCGUGUAAAUAUAUUACUCUCAUUUAUACAAAUUUAUCCAUAACUUUUUAUGAUUGUCAGGUAGUUAGUCUUGCCAAAGUGUAUGAGUACACUAGCAUAUAGCCAUCAGUAAGCCUACCGAGCACAAAGUUUCAAAAAGACUUCUAAUCCUGAAACACGUGUCAUGUAUUCAUUGAGGCCUUUGGGUAUUAAGACAUGCAUAAAUACUCUUUUUAUGCAUGUCUUUUUAAAAAGUCUUUUUAUUUAAAAAAAUGUAAUAAUCAUUAAAUGAUGCAUUCAAAUUAAAGUAGUUUUUGUGCCACAUUUCUGCAAGGAGCAAAUCUUCAGGGAGUGAGGAUCUAAAUGUUUGGAGAAGAUCUAUAAUGUGUCAGUCCAAGUCAGGUCAAUACCAAACAGGAGUAUAUUUUUGAAUCAUAGGGUUUGUGCUGUAAGGAGUCACGGAACAGAGAAAAUAAAUCAGUUUUUCUUGAAGGGUC
Molecule: messenger RNA, 2125 nt
Organism: Anguilla rostrata (American eel)
Lineage: Eukaryota; Metazoa; Chordata; Actinopteri; Anguilliformes; Anguillidae
Product: DNA repair protein XRCC4-like
Exons: 8
Coding region: 139-1197 (352 amino acids)
Biological process (GO): positive regulation of ligase activity; immunoglobulin V(D)J recombination; double-strand break repair via nonhomologous end joining
Cellular component (GO): DNA ligase IV complex; nucleus; DNA-dependent protein kinase-DNA ligase 4 complex
Molecular function (GO): DNA binding
Source: RefSeq, a predicted model, not a curated record